Molecule: messenger RNA, 1041 nt
Organism: Mesorhabditis spiculigera
Lineage: Eukaryota; Metazoa; Nematoda; Chromadorea; Rhabditida; Rhabditidae
Source: the annotation of a GenBank genome assembly
AUGGAUUUCCUCGAAAGUCUCAAGAAUGAAAUGGCGAAGAAGCGAAAGGCCGUUGAAGACAUCCAAAUUCAGGAUGGCAGCACUAAGUAUAUCAGACGCGGCGACCUGGUGGCGAAACAACAGCAAGAAUACGAAGAGCACCAGAAGAAAAAGUACGGGGAACAGAAGCCGGAAACGAGCCACACGUCUCCGGUGAAGAAGGCGGGCAAAGAGAAAGCCCAUGUCGAACCGUUGACUGACAAAAGAGCGAUAACUGAGAUUUUCUCGAGACUACGACAGCGAAACCAGCCCAUUCGUUUGUUUGGAGAGGAAGAAGCUGCCAUACGAGCACGUCUUUUCCAGUUGGAGCUUGAACAACCCGAGCUCGGCGAAGGGCGGUUGAACGAUUUGGAGGCAGCCAGAAGAGCGGUUGAUAACGACCUUGUCAAGGAGGUCAUUGAGGGAGCCGGCCGGGAGAAGAAGAAGAAUGACGUUCUUCUGCCAGACUAUCUCGACAAAUGGCCAAAAAUUAUGGAGGGAGCCGAGAUGCUGGGAAAAGACGACGAUAUGGCCCGUGACUGUCGCGUGAUCUCCAUGUUUUUCAAGUACAUCCUUUCGCAUUGGGGAACGAUGCUGAAUAAUCGGCCGGACGACGUCAAGAAAAGUAAUGCGGGUAAGCACGAUGCGGCGUAUCACAUGCAGACGGUGGAGUAUAUGAGGCCGUUGAUUCGACUGCUCGACAAAGAACAAGCGAACCACGACAUCCGACAUCAUCUCGCCCACAUUUGCCGCUUGAUGAUCAUCGACCGAAACUACAUCCAAGCCAGCAACGCCUACAUGGAGAUGGCAAUUGGAAAUGCUCCCUGGCCGGUGGGAGUCACGCGCUCAGGUAUCCAUCAACGUCCUGGUUCCGCGAAAGCCUAUGUGUCAAACGUUGCCCAUGUACUCAACGACGAGACGCAACGAAAGUAUAUCCAGUCGGUGAAGCGCAUCAUUACACGAGCUCAAGAAUACUUCCCGACGGACCCGAGCAAGUGCGUCGAAUACGUCCGCCCGCAACAA